This is a messenger RNA of Ctenocephalides felis (cat flea), 1509 nucleotides long. RefSeq names its product cytochrome P450 6j1-like. The transcript is spliced from 10 exons. Gene Ontology annotation, molecular function: oxidoreductase activity, acting on paired donors, with incorporation or reduction of molecular oxygen; monooxygenase activity; heme binding. Bases 1 to 1509 code for a protein of 502 amino acids. NCBI's taxonomy places the organism in Eukaryota, Metazoa, Arthropoda, Insecta, Siphonaptera, Pulicidae. The record is from RefSeq and is a predicted model, not a curated record.
AUGGUUUUCCUAUUGCUAAUAGCAACAGCCCUAACAUUGUUUCUUGGUUACGUCUGGCACGUGGGCAGUUACUGGUCUAAGAAGAAGGUACCAGCACCAUGUCCUGGUGAAUCUUAUGCAAGACUUUGGACUAAUUUCACACUAUCCGAACAUUUUGGACUUUUGCUGGAUAAAACAUACAAUUUCAGACGUUUCCAAGGAAAACCUUACUUUGGAGCAUUCUCGUUUUUUAAACCGUUGUUUGUGAUAAGAGAUUUGGAUUUGGUAAAGACUGUUUUACAAACAAACUUCAACAGUUUCCAAAAGAAUGAUUUUGAUAUCGAUGAAGAACUCGAACCAAUUUUCGCAACCAAUCCAUUUUCCCAAUCUGGACAAAAAUGGAAACGUUCCAGGACUCAGAUUACACCUGCUUUCACAUCAGGAAGGAUGAAAGCGAUGUAUCCACUGAUGAUAGAAGUCGGAGAUAGGAUGAAAAAGUAUUUGGAGAAAAAUGAAGGCAUUCCAGAAGGAAUUGAUACAAAAUCACUCAGUGAAAAGUUCGCAAUGGACAAUGUAGCAAGUUGUGCUUUUGGAAUAGACGUAGAAUCUUUCACCGAUAAAGAUUCAGAUUUUAUUCGAGUUGCAAAGAAAAUAUUCGAACCAUCUUUUACUAAUAUGAUCAAAUUUCUCAUCGCUUUCAUGGUACCAUUUUUAUCUAAAAUUCUCAAAAUACGAUUAAUGCCUAAAGAAACUGCAGACUUCAUGACUCAAAUAGUAACACAAAACGUUAAAUAUAGAGAAGAUCAUAAAAUCGUUAGAGAUGAUUUUCUUCAAGGCAUGAUAAAUUCCAAAGGAAAGGGCCAGGGAGAAUUUCCACCUUUGACCAAUUUGGAAAUGACAGGACAUGCUGUAUCCUUCCUGACAGAUGGUUAUGAAACAUCAAGCGCCGUCAUGGCAUUUGUAUUUUAUGCGGUGGCAAAACACAAACACGUUCAAGAUAAAUUACGUCAAGAAAUUCUGGAUGUUUUGAAGAAACACGAUGGUCAAGUUACAUAUGAAGCCAUAAUGGAGAUGCAAUAUCUAGAACAAGUUCUUUAUGAAACUAUGAGACUAUAUCCUCCCGGUAUGAUUCUCCAGAAAAGAUGUACCCAAGAUUGUACAAUACCUGGUAAAUCAUUAGGAGCUGAAGACAUCACACUCCGGGAAGGAGAUGCUGUAGUGAUACCAUUGUAUUCAAUUCAACGUGAUCCAGAAUACUAUCCAGAUCCUGAAAAGUUUGACCCGGAACGAUUUAGUGAUGAAGAAAAGGCAUCCAGGCAUUCAUACGCCUUCUUAACUUUUGGUGCAGGACCAAGAAUGUGUUUAGGAAUGAGAUUUGCACUUCUGCAAAUGAAGGUGGCAUUGAUGUCUGCUGUUAAAAGCUUCGAAUUAUCUGUUAAUCCAAAAACAAAGGAACCAUUAGAAUUAGAUAAUAAGUCAUUUAUCAUAAGAGUGAAAGAUGGUAUGUGGGUAGACUUCAAAAAAUUGUAA